This is a messenger RNA of Lagopus leucura (white-tailed ptarmigan), 2439 nucleotides long. RefSeq names its product aarF domain containing kinase 1 (gene ADCK1). The transcript is spliced from 11 exons. Gene Ontology annotation, molecular function: ATP binding; protein kinase activity. Bases 46 to 1605 code for a protein of 519 amino acids. The record is from RefSeq and is a predicted model, not a curated record. Lineage: Eukaryota; Metazoa; Chordata; Aves; Galliformes; Phasianidae. Gene Ontology annotation, cellular component: mitochondrial inner membrane. Gene Ontology annotation, biological process: mitochondrion organization; protein phosphorylation; lipid homeostasis.
GCGGGCGCCGGGUGCUGCGGAGCCGGCGGGGCGGGUUCACCAGUCAUGGCAAGAAGGGCCUUGAAACUUGCCUCGCUGGCAGCAGCUGCUUCUGGCAUCUAUCUGUAUGGCAACAAGUUCGUGGAUCCCAAUGAUUUUGGAGUUGUUCGUGUGGGCCGAGCCAUUGCCACAACGGCAGUUAUCACCUAUGACUACCUCACCUCCCUUCGCAAUGUCCCAUAUGGAUCAGAGGAAUAUGACUUCCUCAAAUCACAGGUGCACCUGCGCUCUGCUGAGCGCCUCCGAGAGCUGUGCUGUGCUAACCGAGGCACCUUCAUCAAGGUGGGCCAGCACCUGGGGGCACUUGACUACCUGCUGCCAGAGGAGUACACCCGCACGCUCAAGGUGCUGCACAGCCAGGCCCCACAGAGCACCAGACAAGAGAUCGAGCAAGUCAUCCGCGAGGAUCUGGGCAAAGAGGUAAAAGAACUCUUUGUGAGUUUUGAGGACACACCUUUGGGAGCAGCAUCACUAGCCCAGGUGCACAAGGCAGUGCUGCAGGACGGGAGAACGGUGGCAGUAAAAAUCCAGCACCCAAAGGUCCAAGCUCAGAGCUCCAAGGAUAUUUUCCUCAUGGAGGUUCUUCUCUUGAUUGUGAAGCACAUCUUUCCAGAUUUUGAGUUCAUGUGGCUGGUGGAAGAAGCAAAAAAGAAUCUGCCUUUGGAAUUGGAUUUUCUCAAUGAGGGCAGAAAUGCUGAAAGGGUUGCUCAGAUGCUCAAGAACUUUGACUUCCUCAAGGUCCCCAGAAUCUAUUGGGAGUUCUCAACAAGGCGUGUUCUUCUCAUGGAAUUCAUGGAAGGGGGACAGGUGAACGACAAGGCAUACAUGGAGAAGAAUGGCAUUGAUGUCAAUGAGAUCUCUCGCAACCUGGGAAAACUCUACAGUGAAAUGAUCUUUGUGAAUGGCUUUGUCCACUGCGACCCACACCCAGGCAAUGUGCUGGUGAAGAAGUGCCCAGACUCUGGCAAGGCCUACAUUAUUCUCCUGGACCAUGGGCUCUACCAGGUGCUGAGUGAGUCAUUCCGCAUGGACUACUGCCGCCUUUGGCAGGCCCUUAUCAAGGCUGACAUGAAGAGGGUGCAGAAGUACAGCCGGCGGCUCGGGGCAGGGGAUUUGUACCCUCUCUUUGCCUGCAUGCUCACCGCCAGGUCCUGGGAGUCUGUCAACAGGGGAAUUGACCAGUCACCAGUCUCAGCCAGUGAGGAUGUGGAGAUCCGGUCCAAUGCUGCUGCUUACCUACCCCAGAUCACCCAGCUCCUCAACAGUGUCCCCCGCCAGAUGCUGCUGCUGCUGAAGACCAAUGACUUAUUAAGGGGAAUUGAGUCAGCUCUGCAUACACGGGCCAGUGCCAGUUCCUUCCUCAACAUGUCUCGCUGCUGCAUCAGAGCCGUGUCUACGUAUCAGAGGAGCAAAAGUCACUCAAUUUUCAGGAGGAUCCACAUCUCACUCACAGAAGCACUGAGUCUAUGGCAGAUCAACUUGUAUGAACUCUUUCUGUGGCUGAAAGGGUCUGGUCUGGGAAACUGGGUCAUUGCUUUCCUGAGCCGGAUGCACCAUUCCAUGUAACUGACAUGAACUGAUGGGAGAGGCUCAAGUGUUCCCGCCCUCACUUCUACUCUCCAUGGCACAUUUGCAUUUAUGAUUUUUUCUGUCUGUUCUGUGGGCUGUUCUUGGGUCUUGCUCCUUGUUACAUGCUGCACUGUCCUUGCUUGUUACAACACAGCUUUCUCUGUGGCAUCAAGAUUGUGGAGUAGGUAUGAGGGUUCUGCUGCUUUAUAGUUUAGGAAAGGAAGGUGUGGUAUACUGUGUGUCAGGAAAGGCAUAGUACUUUCUGUCCCCAUUUGAACUGGGGAAAUUCCACACAGAUUCCAGUGGUACUGCACUGGAAGCAAAAGACUUUUCUAGUCUCUUUCUUAAACAAUCUUACAAAAUUUAAAAAAAUCACUGCCCUGCCUAGAAUACCCCCAAACCCCAUCCCUUUAAAUUCCAAUAUGAUGUAUUUUAGCUAUUGCAGAGUCUCCCUAGUCUAACAUCUGAUCAAAUGUGCAGAGAGUUUCUCAGAGAGAAGUGAGACCUUGUGGAGAGCUGGCAAUAUGGCUUCUACUUCCAGCACUAGGGCACCCUAAUGGUGAGAACAGUGGACUGGAACCCUGGCUUCCUGAGGUUCAUCUCUUCUGUUGUCAGCAAGUGCCUAUGUGGUUUUGGACUUUUUCAGUCCUGUUUCCUUGCAGUUGUAAUGAAGGAGAAGUGGUCCUAUGGUUUGUGGUUUUUAUUUUUCUUUUUUCAAAAAUCAGGGAUAGCAAGAGGAAGGACAACUCAGGGCUCUGAAGCUGCUGGUAAUGUAUGUGUACUGUACAGAUGCUGCCACACAGCCAAAAUAAAUGUGUUGCAUCAAAGACA